This is a messenger RNA of Molossus molossus (Pallas's mastiff bat), 972 nucleotides long. RefSeq names its product olfactory receptor-like protein OLF4. Gene Ontology annotation, biological process: G protein-coupled receptor signaling pathway. Gene Ontology annotation, cellular component: membrane. The record is from RefSeq and is a predicted model, not a curated record. Gene Ontology annotation, molecular function: olfactory receptor activity; G protein-coupled receptor activity. The transcript has a single exon. The coding region runs from base 4 to 972 and encodes 322 amino acids. Lineage: Eukaryota; Metazoa; Chordata; Mammalia; Chiroptera; Molossidae.
CAAAUGGAACUAAGGAACCUUACAGUAGUUUCAGAAUUUCUUCUUCUGGGUUUAUCAGAGAAACCAGAAUUGCAGCCCCUCAUAUUUGGACUUUUCCUCUCCAUGUACCUGAUCACGGUGUUGGGAAACCUGCUCAUCAUCCUGGCCAUCAGCUCAGACUCCCACCUCCACACACCCAUGUACUUCUUUCUCUCCAACCUGUCCAUGGUAGACAUCUGUUUCACCUCUACAACCGUCCCAAAGAUGCUGGUGAACAUCCAGACACAGAGCAAAGUCAUCACCUAUGAAGGCUGCAUCACCCAGAUAUAUUUUUUCCUAUUAUUUGCAGGAUUAGACAACUUCCUUCUGACCGUGAUGGCCUAUGACCGAUUUUUGGCCAUCUGUCACCCCCUGAACUACAUGGUCAUCAUGAGCCCCCGGUUCUGUGGACUGCUGGUUCUGGUGUCCUGGAUCAUGAGUGUACUGCAUUCCUUGUUACAAUGCUUAGUGGUAUUGAGACUGUCUUUCUGUCCUGACCUGGAAAUUCCCCACUUUUUCUGUGAAAUCAAACAGAUGGUUCAACUCGCUUGUUCUGACAUCUUUCUUAAUAACAUGGUGAUGUAUUUUGGAGCUGGGCUCCUGGGUGGUGGUCCCCUUAUUGGUAUCAUUUACUCUUAUUCUAAGAUAGUGUUCUCUAUAUGGGGAAUCUCGUUAGCUCAGAGGAAAUAUAAAGCAUUUUCUACCUGUGCAUCUCACCUCUCAGUUGUCUCCUUAUUUUAUGGUACAAGCCUAGGAGUGUACCUCAGCUCUGCUGCUACUAAUAGCUCUUACUCAAAUGCAACAGCCUCAGUGAUGUACACGGUGGUCACACCCAUGCUGAACCCAUUCAUCUACAGUCUCAGGAACAAAGACAUAAAGAGGGCUCUGAAAAGAUUUGUUGGGAUGGUAGCUACAAAAGGUCCAAUUGUCCUAGGGCUGAAGAAAUGUACAUAA